Cebus imitator (Panamanian white-faced capuchin) is the source of this 2603-nucleotide messenger RNA. RefSeq names its product tetratricopeptide repeat domain 22 (gene TTC22). Bases 154 to 1863 code for a protein of 569 amino acids. Lineage: Eukaryota; Metazoa; Chordata; Mammalia; Primates; Cebidae. The transcript has 7 exons. The record is from RefSeq and is a predicted model, not a curated record. Gene Ontology annotation, molecular function: protein binding.
GGGAGGCGCCCCGAGACUGAGAGGCGGCCGCGCCUGGGGCCUCUGCGCUCUGCCCCUGGCCUCCCGCACGGAGCUCGCUCGGAGGGCGCCCCAUCCACUGCCCUCCGCAGCCUCAGGGACCAGGGCGAGGCCAGGGGAGCAGAGGGAGCAGCCAUGGCGGAGCCGGAGGCCGUGGCCGACGACCUAGACGCCCUCAUCGACAACCUGGACUACCUCCCGGGCCACUUUCACCUGGAGAUGCAGUUGAACUUCGAGCCGCGCUCGCCGACCACGCAGCGCGCCCGGGACCUGAAGCUGCAGCGGGAGGGUCUGCGGCAGGAGCUUGAGCUGGCGGCCGCCCCGCAGCGCCCCGCCGUGCGUCAUCUCCUGGGCGCUUUCGCCUUCUACCUGGAGGAGCUGGACGAGGCCCGCGAGCGCUUCCUCGAGGUGGCCCACGAGCACCCGGGCAACCUCAACGCCUGGGCCAAUCUGGCACACGUGUACGGGCGGCUGGGCCAGGAGGAAGAAGAGGAGGCUUGCGCCGUGCGGCUGGCCGGCCUCAUGGGCCUGGCGGGGGAGCCCGAAGCCGCCGGGGACCCCCAGCUCUGCGCCGCUCGCUGCCUGGCAGAGCAGGGCUACGCGCACGGUUUCGACGUGGGCUGCGUCAGCCCAGAGGAGCGCGCGCGGGGGCUGGCGGCGGGCAUCGCACUCUACGACAAGGCGCUGGGCUACGGGCAGCAGAUCCCGAUGGAGGAGAAAAGGGGCUGGUAUUUCACCAUGGCAACACUCUACAUCAGGCUAGAUGGCAUCCUCCUGGAGCUGGGCAGUGAGGAGCAGAAGAGGCUGCCCGCCUUUAACCGCACCCUGGCCCUGCUCCGGCAAGUGCUCAAGUCUGAGGACCCCCACCACCGAGCCCUGGCCUGGUGCUACCUCGGAAUGCUGCUGGAGCGGAAGGACACCUUCUCUACCACCCCCAUGGGCAUCCACGACUGUGGGUACUCGGGGACCGACCCUCUGGACUGCUUCGGCAAGGCCAUCGAGAUUGCCAAGAACCAACCGCCCAUCCUCAAUCGCCUGGCCAAAAUCUUCCACUUCCUAGGAAAGCAGGAUAUGGCCAUUGGAACCUGCAACAUGGCCCUGGAUGCCCUACGAGAUCCUGAGCUCAACUGGCAGGCGUACUGCACACGGGCCAAGAUCCACAUCAGAACCUACCUGCACGACCUGGAGCGGGCCAAGAUGGGUCUCGGGGGCAUGCCUGACAGGAACCACCUGGCCUGUGCCAAGGCUGACCUCGAGGAAGUGGUCAGGGUGUGCCCAGGCUUCAGGACAUACCUGGACAUCGGCCAGGUCUACUACUACAUGGGCGUGGACGCGGUGCAGGAGCUGCUGGCGGUGGACGAGGCGGCGCUCAACCAGGCGCUGGUGUUCCUGGCCAAGGCGGGCGAGUCGGAGCUGGGCGCCGCUCUGCCGGAGCUGCAGCUGCUGCGGGGCAAGUGCCUGCGCAUCAAGGGCGAGGACGCCAACGCGGCGGCCUGCUUCAAGCGCGCGGUGGAGCUGGACGACGCGGGCUCCAGCCACACCGAGGGCUUCGGCUGCCUGCUGGAGGCGCUGCUGGCGCAGUGGAGCCAGGCGCAGCUGAGCGACGCCGAGCUGGGCCGCGAGGUGGACGCCUGGCUGCGCCGCGCCCAGGACAAGUACCCCGCGGCGCGCCUGCGCCAGGAGCUGCAGCGCGUGUGGCGCGGGCACACGGACGAGGUGCUGGGGCUGGCCCGGGCCCUGGUGGCCCAGGGACGGCCCGCGCUGGUGCGGCUGCUCUUCGAGACCAUGGAGCGCGAGGGCGAGGCCGCCAGCGCGCCGCGGGACCGCCGGGCGGUCUCCUUAUAGGGCGUGGGCACCCAGGCCGGAGGCUCCCAGGGACCCCGCCGCGGCGCCCGAGGCUGAUGGGGCCAGGUCCGCACGGCCCCCCUGCCUUCGGCUGGCCGGGGAGAGGAGCCAGUUCGAUUCUCUGUCGGGAAUUGUGAAUGGGGACGUUGCGACACCGGGCGGUUUGAAAUAUGCCCACCCAGACUGGAGGCCUGAUUCGCCAGAGCAGGAGAGGCUGGCAGCAGAGGUGAGAGAACGCCGCGAAGCUGCCAGCUGAGGGACAGAAUCUUCUAGACAUACAGGUAAAAUAAGGUGGUUGUGAGGCUCCCGAGAGAAAUAGAAGACACGUGCCUCAGUGUGGCCGUUUUCUAGUCCAGGCGCUCCAUCCCUCAGGUCCGAGUGCCUGUCCCUGGACUCCCGUGGGCCACACUCUGUCCUCACGUGAAAGCCCCCUUUAGUUGGCUGGAGUGGGGUCUCAGCUCCCGCAGCCAGAAAAGCUAUGGCUAGAGCAGAGGGCGAGAUUGCACCGCUAGUGAGUGAGGGGACAGGACCUAAGCCUGGUGCUCAGGGCGCAUUCCUGCCUCUCUGUCACUCUUCCAGGAGGGCUCCUCCGUGGUCAGCUUGGCCGGAAAGGCCUCCCAAACGCUCUGAAAUACAGCCCGUGAAUAGAACCUUCACUUGACUUCCCUGUUCUUAGGGGAACCUAGGGGACCCACCCAUUAGGAGGUGCCACGUACCCCCAAUCGUUCUUUUUUUGUUUU